This is a messenger RNA of Drosophila ananassae, 1232 nucleotides long. RefSeq names its product aquaporin. The record is from RefSeq and is a predicted model, not a curated record. The coding region runs from base 219 to 1133 and encodes 304 amino acids. Gene Ontology annotation, biological process: transmembrane transport. The transcript has 3 exons. Gene Ontology annotation, cellular component: plasma membrane. Gene Ontology annotation, molecular function: water channel activity. Lineage: Eukaryota; Metazoa; Arthropoda; Insecta; Diptera; Drosophilidae.
ACUCUCAGUCAAUCGCAAAACGCAUGCAGAUACAGAUACUCGUACUCGCUCCGCUUCGCUUCGAUCCGCCAGAUACAUAUACUGUAUACGCGUUGAAGUUGUGCCCGGAAUCCGAGACAGGAAAAUUACCAUUGCAAACGGGAAAUUCAAUUUAAAAGUUGUCCACACAACCGACAAGAAAAGUGUACUUCGGGUCGUUAAAGUAAAAGUGCAAAGAAAUGACAAUGCAAAUCAACACUGAACAACAAAAGCCGGGAAGCGAAGGAGUUGCAACGGGAGGUCUACGAGGAGGAGGAGGAGGUGCAGCAGCAACAACAAUGUCUACUGGUGUUAAACAAAAGUCCAAAAGUCGCACAUCCUGCUGGCUCUUUCAGCGACGCCAGUUGGACAAUAUCUCCAUAGUUUUCGCCGAAAUGAUUGCCACUGCCAUGCUGAUGUUCCUGGGCUGCAUGGGUUGUGUCCAGAAUGCCGUGAUUAUUAACUCCAACUUCCAGGGAUCCCUUAACUUCGGAUUCGUAGUGCUAAUCUGUAUUCAGUGUUUUGGCUGUGUGUGCGGAGCUCACUUAAAUCCGGCUGUUACCUUGGCCCAGUAUAUCUACAACAUGAUCUCGCUGCCCAUGGCACUGGCCUACUUUGUGGCCCAAAUGGUGGGGGCUUUCAUCGGUUAUGGCCUACUGAAAGCCGUUCUGCCGGACAGUGCUAUCUAUAGUUCGGACACGCCGAAUGGUGUUUGCAUUACGGCCCUCAACAGCACUCUGACUAGCUGGCAAGGCGUGACUGUUGAGUUCCUGAUCACCUGCGUCCUCAUUGCCAUUUGCUGCGGUGUCUGGGAUCCCAGGAAUGCCAAAAAUACGGACUCUGUGGCUGUGCGUUUUGGCCUGGCUAUCUCCUGUCUUUCACUAACAGCGGGACAGCUAACAGGAGCCAGCAUGAAUCCUGCCAGAUCCUUCGCUCCAGCCGUAUGGAAUGGAGCCUGGGAGAAUCACUGGAUCUACUGGGUGGGACCCAUGGCUGGAGCAUUAGUUUCCUCACUGGUUUACAAGUACGUCUUUCGGUCUCGAGAGAAUGACGAUCUCGAGAACGAAGAAACCACAUUAUCCACAAAAAGAAACUCUGAGGCAGACCUCGCCUAGAUUUAAGCAGCUCUCCACUCCCUUAAGAAAAGAUUAUCGUUUAAGUUGAAUGCGGUUUAGUAUUUAAGUUGCAAAAAAAUAAAAACAUAAAAAAUACAA